This is a messenger RNA of Peromyscus leucopus (white-footed mouse), 3837 nucleotides long. It is a transcript of the gene Vldlr, whose product is annotated as very low density lipoprotein receptor. Bases 599 to 3220 code for a protein of 873 amino acids. The transcript is spliced from 19 exons. Gene Ontology annotation, molecular function: calcium ion binding; protein binding. The record is from RefSeq and is a predicted model, not a curated record. NCBI's taxonomy places the organism in Eukaryota, Metazoa, Chordata, Mammalia, Rodentia, Cricetidae.
GGGCCCCUGGAGCCGUCCGGAUGGCGGCUGCAACAGCCCCAGCCACUGCCACUCACGCACGCACGCUGCCACUUGCCCCCGCACCCUCCGCACCGCACGCGGGAGAGCGGCGCGUGCAGGAGCUGCUGGGUUGAGCUCCCCCGCUGGGGUCCCCGCGCGGCAAGACCGCGCUCCUGCCGCCACCCGAGUGGGUGCCCCCGACCGUUCGCCUCGGCUGUCCCUGGCGAACCGGCUCCCCGCCCCCUCCUCCCGCGCCCUCCCCUCCCUUCUCCCUCCCCUCCCUCUGCAACGCCUGCAUUAUUUUCCGCCCGCAGGGUCCGCGCGCACACCGCGGCCUCGGCGGGGGAGGUGACCGGGUGGGUGGCUGGGUGGGUGGCUGGCUGGCUGGCGGGGAGUACAGCGUGCAAGUUGCAGGGAAGGGGUACCCGCUCCUUCCGCGCUUUCCGUGCUCCCGGCUCCUCACUCCUUCCCCCCUCCUCCUCGCCUCCUCCCUCCCCGCCCCCACCUCCUUCCUCCUCUCCGAAGGGCUGGUAACUUGUUGUGCGGAGCGAACGGCGACAACGACGGCGGCGGCGGCGGCACCAUCCGGGCGGGCAGCAUGGGCACGUCCGCGCGCUGGGCGCUGUGGCUGCUGCUCGCGUUGUGCUGGGCGCCCCGGGACAGCGGCGCCUCUGCAAGCGGGAAAAAAGCCAAAUGUGAUACUUCCCAAUUCCAGUGCACAAAUGGCCGCUGCAUUACUCUGCUGUGGAAAUGUGAUGGAGAUGAAGACUGUGUUGAUGGCAGUGAUGAGAAGAACUGUGUAAAGAAGACAUGUGCUGAGUCUGACUUCGUGUGCAAAAACGGCCAGUGUGUUCCUAACAGAUGGCAGUGUGAUGGGGACCCUGAUUGUGAAGAUGGUUCUGAUGAAAGCCCCGAACAGUGCCAUAUGAGAACAUGCCGCAUAAAUGAAAUCAGCUGUGGCGCCCGUUCUACUCAGUGUAUCCCAGUGUCCUGGAGAUGCGAUGGGGAGAGUGAUUGUGACAAUGGAGAAGAUGAAGAAAACUGUGGCAACAUAACAUGUAGUGCUGAUGAGUUCACUUGCUCCAGCGGCCGCUGUGUCUCCAGGAAUUUUGUAUGUAAUGGCCAGGAUGACUGUGAUGAUGGCAGUGACGAGCUGGACUGUGCCCCACCGACCUGCGGGGCUCAUGAGUUCCAGUGCAGCACCUCUUCCUGCAUCCCCCUCAGCUGGGUGUGUGAUGAUGACGCAGAUUGUUCUGACCAGUCGGACGAGUCUCUUGAACAGUGUGGCCGUCAGCCAGUGAUACAUACCAAAUGUCCCGCCAGCGAGAUCCAGUGUGGCUCUGGCGAGUGCAUUCACAAAAAAUGGCGAUGCGAUGGAGACCCUGACUGCAAGGAUGGCAGUGAUGAGGUCAACUGCCCAUCUCGAACCUGCAGACCUGACCAGUUUGAGUGUGAAGACGGUAGCUGCAUCCAUGGCAGCAGGCAGUGCAACGGCAUCCGAGACUGUGUUGAUGGCUCUGAUGAAAUCAACUGCAAAAACGUCAAUCAGUGCUUGGGCCCUGGAAAGUUCAAGUGCAGAAGUGGAGAAUGCAUAGACAUCAGCAAAGUGUGUGACCAGGAGCAGGACUGCAGAGACUGGAGUGAUGAGCCCCUGAAGGAAUGCAAUAUCAAUGAAUGCUUGGUCAAUAAUGGUGGCUGUUCCCACAUCUGCAAAGACCUAGUUAUAGGCUAUGAAUGUGACUGCGCAGCUGGGUUUGAACUGAUAGAUAGGAAAACCUGUGGAGAUAUUGAUGAAUGCCAAAAUCCGGGGAUCUGCAGUCAAAUUUGUAUCAACUUAAAAGGCGGUUACAAGUGUGAAUGUAGUCGUGGCUAUCAAAUGGAUCUUGCCACUGGCGUGUGCAAGGCAGUAGGCAGAGAGCCAAGUCUGAUCUUCACUAAUCGAAGAGACAUCAGGAAGAUUGGCCUAGAGAGGAAGGAAUACAUCCAACUUGUAGAACAACUAAGAAACACAGUGGCUCUCGAUGCUGACAUUGCAGCUCAGAAGCUAUUUUGGGCUGAUCUAAGCCAAAAGGCCAUCUUCAGUGCCUCAAUUGAUGACAAGGUUGGUAGACAUUUUAAAAUGAUCGACAAUGUCUAUAAUCCUGCAGCCAUUGCUGUUGAUUGGGUGUACAAGACCAUCUACUGGACUGAUGCGGCUUCUAAGACUAUUUCAGUAGCUACCCUAGACGGAGCCAAGAGGAAGUUCCUGUUUAAUUCUGACUUGCGAGAGCCUGCCUCCAUAGCUGUGGACCCGUUGUCUGGCUUUGUUUACUGGUCAGACUGGGGCGAGCCAGCUAAAAUAGAAAAAGCAGGGAUGAAUGGAUUUGAUAGGCGUCCACUGGUAACCGAGGACAUCCAAUGGCCUAAUGGAAUUACACUUGACCUCAUCAAAAGCCGCCUCUACUGGCUUGAUUCCAAGCUGCACAUGCUGUCUAGUGUGGACUUGGAUGGCCAAGAUCGCAGGAUAGUACUCAAGUCUCUGGAGUUCCUAGCUCAUCCACUUGCACUCACAAUAUUUGAGGAUCGUGUCUACUGGAUAGAUGGAGAAAAUGAAGCAGUGUAUGGUGCCAAUAAGUUCACUGGGUCAGAGCUGGCUACUCUAGUCAAUAACCUCAACGAUGCCCAAGACAUCAUUGUCUACCAUGAACUCGUUCAGCCAUCAGGUAAAAAUUGGUGUGAAGAAGAUAUGGAGAAUGGAGGAUGUGAAUACCUCUGCCUGCCAGCACCACAGAUUAGUGACCACUCUCCGAAAUAUACCUGUUCCUGUCCCAAUGGGUACAGUCUCGAGGAGAAUGGACGAGCGUGUCAAAGUACUUCAACUCCUGUGACUUACAGUGAGACAAAAGAUAUCAACACAACAGAUAUUCUACGUACUAGUGGACUGGUUCCUGGAGGGAUCAAUGUGACCACAGCAGUAUCAGAGGUCAGUGUUCCCCCAAAAGGAACUUCAGCUGCCUGGGCCAUCCUUCCUCUCUUGCUCUUGGUAAUGGCAGCAGUAGGUGGCUACUUGAUGUGGCGGAACUGGCAACAUAAAAACAUGAAAAGCAUGAACUUCGACAAUCCUGUGUACUUAAAGACCACUGAAGAGGACCUCUCAAUAGACAUUGGUAGACACAGUGCUUCUGUGGGACACACGUACCCAGCAAUAUCAGUUGUAAGCACAGAUGAUGAUCUGGCUUGACCUCUGAAUAAGUCUUGACCUCUGAGGUCUAAGCCAACAACACUCCACUCCAGAAUGGUAACCGAACCAGCGCUGAAGUCGCCUUUCUUCCUCCCAUCUGGAAGAACAUCAAGAUAUCUUUCCAUGGAUCAAGUUUGUGUACUUGACCAUUUUUAUAUUACUUUUGUAAAUAUUCUUGGUCACAUUCUACUUCAGCUUUGGAUGUGGUUACCAAGUAUCUGUAACCCUUGGAUCUCUAGACAGUAUUGCCAUCUCUGGCCAAAUAUGCACUUUCCCUAGAAAGCCAUAGUCCAGCAAUGAACCUUGUGCUAUAGUGAAUCCCACCUGUACAUACAUUGUAUAGGCCACCUGUACAUAUCCCAGAGAACAAUCACUAUUCUUAAGCACUUUGAAGAUAUUUCUAUGUAAAUUAUUGUAAACUUUUUCAAUGGUUGGGACAAUGGCAAUAGGAUAAAACGGGUUACUAAGAUGAAAUUGCCAAAAAAAAAAAUUUGUAAACUAAUUUUGUACGUAUGAAUGAAAUCUUUGACCUCUGUGGAGGUUUACAAAGACUGACUUCAAACUACUGUACAUUUUUUUUCAAGUGCUAAAAAAUUAAACCACACAGCUUAACCAUG